Ochlerotatus camptorhynchus is the source of this 5884-nucleotide messenger RNA. RefSeq names its product longitudinals lacking protein, isoforms F/I/K/T-like. The record is from RefSeq and is a predicted model, not a curated record. Gene Ontology annotation, molecular function: protein binding. The transcript has 8 exons. The coding region runs from base 198 to 3176 and encodes 992 amino acids. Gene Ontology annotation, cellular component: nucleus. NCBI's taxonomy places the organism in Eukaryota, Metazoa, Arthropoda, Insecta, Diptera, Culicidae. Gene Ontology annotation, biological process: regulation of transcription by RNA polymerase II.
CAGAGUUUGCUCUGCCGUGGGUUCUUCAAGUCGGUCGUCGUCAUUGCUUCCUCAAAGUGAGUUUGAGAAGAGAACAAACCGGACGCCAUUGUGAAAAUAGCAAGGAAUUUCAAGUGAAGUUUAGUAUUAAGUUUGUGAUAUUAAAUGAAGACUGUGCUAAAUAAGAACCCACAAAAAUAGACACCAACAAAACGAAAAUGGAUGAUGAUCAACAGUUCUGUCUUCGAUGGAACAAUCACCAGAGCACACUCAUCUCCGUGUUCGAUACGCUGUUGGAGAAUGGAACAUUGGUGGAUUGCACAUUGGCGGCUGAAGGGAAAUUUUUGAAAGCUCACAAAGUUGUUCUCUCGGCAUGUAGUCCGUAUUUUGCGGCGCUACUAUCACAACAGUACGAUAAGCACCCAAUCUUCAUACUCAAAGAUGUGAAAUUUCAAGAACUCCGCGCCAUGAUGGACUACAUGUAUCGUGGCGAAGUAAACAUCUCACAGGAUCAGUUGGCUGCCCUUUUAAAAGCGGCUGAGUCUUUGCAGAUCAAGGGCCUAUCGGACAAUCGGGGUUCAUCUUCUACCGCGCCAUCACAGCAGAAGCAGCCACAGAAUGAAACUUCUGCGACAAAAUCACUACCGCCACCCGUACCUGCAAUCAAGGCUACAGGUUUAACGAUCGAAAAUAAAAGGCCUUCGAAAACGGAUAUGCUCGAUUCAGACAUAUCCGGAUCGCGAGAAGGCUCUGCUAGUCCCACUUCACGGAAGCGUAAAAAACUUCGACGAAGAAGCGUCGAUAAUAAUAAUCUUAUUGAUAAUCAUGACCAGCAUUCAAAUUCCUCAUCACAUUCGAUGCACACCACGUUGCAACCACAAGCGCUGGCAUUGACGUCAUCGUCGGUUGUGGCAUGUGUACCGGCAACUAACAACGCUGCUACCUCCCUGUUGUCAUCAUCUACAACGCCCUCAAAUAGUUCGACCGUGCUGGCCACUACUGCUGCUGCUGCCGCUGCAGCGGCAGCUGCUGCUAUCAAAAAGACUGAUUCCGUUCAACAGCAGCAAGUUGCUGAAGCUUUGAAGCUGCAGCUGGUGAAGCAUCAAAAUCAGCAGCAAACGCAACAACAGCAGGCACAGCAUACUGAUGAUGAAGAUCGAAGCGGUACGGAACAGGGCGACGCACAUGAUGAUGAAGAUUCGGACAACGAAACUGAUGAACCGCAGAUUAAACGUCCAACCCAAGGAGGAGCUGGAUUGACUGAUAGUCAAGACAAAUCAAUCAAUCAAUCCGAGUUAAUGAUUGAACCAAAAAACGAAUACGACGACGGUCAGGACGAGAAUGUUGAAGAUUUAACUCUGGAUGAGGAAGAAUUACUGGAUGAUUUGGAUCAAGCAGGGCCCAGUCACGGUGGUGAAGGAUCUAGUCAAGGUUAUGCACAAUGGCAAAUGGAACGAGAACAAAGUGAAGCGUUUAUGGCUACUCAGGACGCAGUCGGUGGACAACAUCGAGACGCACAAGAUAAACGUCUUGUGAAACCAUCGACGGUUGCAACAGCGAAGAAAAUCAAAACAAUCACUUUUACUGCUGCACCUUCUCAGUCAGUUGUUGGAACGAUUUCAACGACUGCCACUCAGUUAGCACAGAUUACACAAUCGACACCGGUAGUCUUGAAUGAUCUGAACGAUUGCUUGCUUGAGAGCAAGAAUAUUGUAGUCUCUAAAAAAGACAACAAAUACAUACUAUUCACUACCGCACCUAUAUCUCAGCAGCAAUCUCCAGCGUUUCAACCAAGUUCGUUGCAGACUAGUGUGCAAACAAUAGAAACUUUAAAUCCGGUACAGACAGCAGCCGUCAUUGAUACGGGACGUAUUGAAGAGCUUUUGAAAAAGGAUAAGAUCAUUAAGAGGACUGAACUGCAAGGCGAUGGCACCACCACAACUACCUACAUCUUCGAUGAGUGCGAUAUUUUACCACUGAAAAGUACAUCAAAAGAACUGGUAAGCCAUUCAGUCUCUUCUCCAACAACGGUUGAGACUUUGAGCAUCUCACCACAGCAAACGAUCAUAAAACCGACUACUAUUUCCAUCGUGAAAGUAGGUGCCAGCGACAUGGUAACAACUGCGGGAACGGCGGUUAUCCCUGUAGGAACCACUUUGAUUCCAACAACUUCCAGUAUCAGUGCUAUCGGUAGCGGCGGCACAUUUAUUAGUGCUAGUUCAUUUCAAAAUAACCAAAGUCAAAGUACCGUAACGAAAAAAUUGGUGAAAGCUACUCAUCCACGAAUUAAGUAUUCUAAACAUAAAAACCCUUCGGUCCAAUCGAUUGCUACUUUACCUAUAUUGACAAUUCCAACUGUUACUACUAACACCCAGUCGAUGAACGACCCCGUGCAUCAAGAGUCACAAGCAAGUGGAACAACUACAAAAAUUGAACUACUUAAUUUUUCUCUCUCGAGAAAAUUCCCCGGCCAAGGAGCCAAAACAAUUGACGUAAGCAACAUUCAGCAAAUUCCGAUCUCGGCCAUUUCGAAAACCAUGCCAUCUCGAUACACGGUAAAUGAAUACGAGACGUCGACGUCAAAUACCUCUCAGAGUAACGAUUUCACCACUGGCAUGAUUGACGAUUUAGACUACUCGGUUAUUGAUGAUAUUGAGCUACCGGAUGACGUUCAGGUAAACUUUGCUGAUUCUUACACUGGUAAGGAAUCACAUACAGAUAGCGAAGAAGUAGGUAUGGAUUCACAAGACCUUGUGAAACAGUUACCGACGAAGAAACCUGCCAAAUCGGAAGUUAAACUUCUGAAUACUGCAAUGGACGAUAAGUAUGCACUGUUGGCCAAUACAAGUAUUAUGAAGAACUUUGAGUACACUGUGAACGAGUCAGUAGUAAGUGACAACGACGAUAAUGAGAUGCGUCAAUACGUUUGUCGCCACUGUGGAAAGCGAUACCGUUGGAAGUCUACUCUACGAAGACAUGAGAAUGUCGAAUGUGGUGGCAAAGAAGCAAUGCAUCAAUGUCCUUAUUGCACAUAUAAGGCGAAACAGCGUGGUAAUUUGGGUGUUCACAUCCGGAAGCAUCACGCGGAUAUGCCACAACUUGAGAGCCGCAGAAAAUCGAAAAAUCGUGACUCGUUGAGUAUGCUUGAAUCAAUUAAACCCGAAGCAAUGGAGAUCGGCAAUUCAGGACAAAUCUAGAGGAAAAGUAAUAAUGUUGUAUGUUCAAAAAAAGAGUUUUUUGAAAAACAAGUUUAAAGUCACGUUUUCGAGUGUGAUAGACUUUGUGGACUUUGUAACAAAGUGUACCUACCCAUUAAUAUUAUAAAUGUGUGUUGAAUUUCAGGCGUUGAAGGAAGGAAAAUUUGUAAUAAUUCUAUUACUGGUGUUUCAAAUUUUAUGCUUCAGUCUGAAUGCCUCGUGCAACGCUGUUCAAAUUCAAUGUUCCGUAAUUUAGUAUAAGAUGGGGUAAACAGUGGAGCGCUUAAGGAAAAACGUCCAGAUAUCAACAAUAAUUUACUAAGUUGCUAACAAUCAGAGAAACAGAUUUUAAAUUCAAAAAUCAUAUUGAUUCAAAAAUAUUUUACGAGUUUUUCAACCAUAAAUGUUUUAUUGAUUCAAUUUGUUGAUUGUUCAUUCAAUCGUUCCAUAUUUUCUUAUCAAUAAUAACAUAUUGUAAAUUCUUUAAACGAACCAGUUUGGCUCUUAAAUAAAGAUUACUAUCAAUAGUACAUACGUACUAUAUGCUUGAUAUGUGAAAAAUGAAGCCCAAGCUAAAAUACAUUUACAUCCCUGAUUCUAUAUAUGCACAGUAGGAGAUCUAACGAGCAUAACGAGGUCAUAGAGCCUUAUUAGUAAAUGCACGGCUAUAAAACAAGACCAGUGAUUUGAGGAUCAUAUUUUCAAUAAUUUUAGUUUUAACUAGUGAUCAAUUGGCUUCAAACGGCACACCAUGUCUCAUGGUUCAGGGUUCAAUUUUUUAAAUUCCUAAAUAAUAAUAAAAAAAACUGGACACAUACCUUCUGACACCGAACAUAACGAGUAUUUAACAAUUCAAACCUUUCUAAACUGAUUACUUAUCACUCAGCUAUUCUCAUUUUGCCAAAAAUUGUCCUGAGUUCGGUGACCUAAGCCUAGCAAAACAAAUAUUCACUUUGCCCCGUCUCACCUUAAAUACGGAUUUGUGAUUAAGAACAAAGUGUAAAACUAUGAUUAAUGUUUAUUGAUUAUUAAGUGUAUAACAAUUGUCUGUAGGAAGAAUACUAAGAUUAUAUAUAAGUGAGAUUAAGCUUUGCAUCAAAUUAUUUAAAAUCUGCAAUUUGUUUUAAGAGAUUAUUUAGUUUCACGAGUAUUUGCUACAUUUUAUUUAUAGAUUUUCCAUUUUCUGAAGUUAUCAUUAAGUUAAAACCACAUUUAACGGCUACAUAAGUUUUAUUGUUUAAAAUUCUUAGGAGCAUUAAUUUUAUAAAUUGCGUCAACGUUAUUUUUAUGAUAAUCAAAUGGAGUGUGUGUUACAAAACAUUGAUUGUGUUGUUAGUGUUCACCAAUUCUUUUUUCUUUGUGGGUUUAAGAUAUGUGAGCAAAUGACUCUACACAACGUGCGGUUAUACCGAAGGCAAUCACUAAUAUCACAAAAGUUCUCAAAUUUCAUUUACCGUAGAAAGUACAAUAUCCGUUUAAUUUAAUGCUUCCCUGUCAACUUAUGUGUGCUUCAUUAUAAAAAAGAAGCAUACACCUAUAAAUAAUUCAGACGAUUUAAAGUGUAUAAAAAUAAUGUAAAAAUGCCAAAUUUUGCAAAAUUGUAGAUGUUUCAUGUAAUGUAAAAAAUGUAAAACAUUAGAAACAAGUAGUUGCCAUGGAAUUAAAAAUGCUGUAUUACAUAUUAAAUUUCAUUGCAGAAUGAACAUGAAUGGAGAAAAAACAUAUAAAAAUUUACUAUACAGGCAAACAUGCAGAAUAAGAACAGUAGCAUACUUGCAACAUUUUAAAUCUAGAUGAUGUUCAACACUAUAUAUAAACUACCUAUAUAUUUAUCUGAAAAUCGUAAAAUAAAUGAAUGGAUUUUUAUCACUUAUGUAUUAAAAUCAUUAGUGGUAUUCAUAUAGCGCAUCGUAAGAACAUACACAUCCGUAGAAAUGGAGGAAGCUCCUUGCGCAUAUGGUCGUGUUUAGAACAAUAGUCGUUUGGCAUAACGCUCAUUUGUCGUAAAUGAAAAAAAUGCACUGCUUUGUCCCCUUCUUCUUCCGAUCAUUAGCGGUGUUUUCAAAUAGGAUCAUGAAUAGUUAAUAUUCUGAUUCUAAAUAAUUGUCAUUUGAAUACUCAUAAUCAAAUGAAAGCUUAGACCAAAUUACUUUUUGGGCAAAUUAACGUUAUGCAAAAUUACUUUAUGUUACACGGCACCAUAUGGAAAAUAAAAUAGUCGAAAAUUAUCAGCCUCUAUUGAAAACUAAUAAAGUUAAGUACACUUACAAAGGUAUAUGCUUUUACUAUGCACUAUGUGAAGCCCUCUUUGUUUGUUUUUUUGGCGGCAUGCUCCAACCAGUAUUAUCCUCGCAUUAAUUCUCGAUCAUGUUAGUUUAGGCAACGAUUUGAAUCAAUCUGAUUUUGGGCAAUCGUUUGCAAGAGUUGUCAUACUAGCCCGGAACUAAAAUUAGAUACCGGUUGGAGCUCACCAUCAUUUGAGUCAAUUAUUUAUUUCGCUACCAAAUAGAACCUGCGGCACAUAACUUUUUUCGUGUUUUUUUUCUGUCAUAUGUGUAUACAAUGUUAAGUGACGAAAUGUAAAUUUUGACUUACAUGUUACUAACAUAUUGCUUUUCUUUUUCAGGUAAGGCAAUUACUCCCGAACGAGCGUUCACAGACUGAAAAAUAAUGCAAUUACGCAGCAUACCCCACCAAGAAUAUCAAGA